Messenger RNA from Ixodes scapularis (black-legged tick), 355 nucleotides. RefSeq lists its product as uncharacterized. The record is from RefSeq and is a predicted model, not a curated record. NCBI's taxonomy places the organism in Eukaryota, Metazoa, Arthropoda, Arachnida, Ixodida, Ixodidae.
AUGCAAAAUAAGAAUAACAUCAACCACCGGUACAAAUGUUUGGAGUGCCUGCCUCCGGAGUGGGCUGCCCGCGCUGGUUCUGCGCCGCCGCCGCCUCGUUUCGCUCCCCCGUCGGAUCUCUGGGCGGAGAAUCUAACAGUUCCAACCAAGACCCCAAGACCAUGGGAGGCGGACGUUCAACUACCAAUAAAUUCACUACAAGGCCCCUUUGCUACGUUUCCAACCGGCAGCCUGGCCAGAGUGCGGAGCGGCGACUCGAUGCCCUUCCGGUUUUUCUAAAGCACAGCGCGGGAAACCUGCGUCCUUUGGAGGUGCCGGUAUGCGGAAACUGCGGUGCAGCAACACGGAGAGUUAG